Manis pentadactyla (Chinese pangolin) is the source of this 9659-nucleotide messenger RNA. RefSeq names its product zinc finger protein 106 (gene ZNF106). Bases 150 to 5888 code for a protein of 1912 amino acids. NCBI's taxonomy places the organism in Eukaryota, Metazoa, Chordata, Mammalia, Pholidota, Manidae. Gene Ontology annotation, cellular component: cytosol; membrane. The record is from RefSeq and is a predicted model, not a curated record. The transcript has 22 exons. Gene Ontology annotation, molecular function: SH3 domain binding; RNA binding.
GUGUGCGCCUGCGCGCUGGCGGCGGCAGUGCCCGGCGGGGCGGGGGUCCGGAGCGGGCCGCCGGACCCAAAACUGAGGGGGGCCGUAGGGGAGCCCCCUCGCCGGGGCCUCGGAGGCCUGAUGGAGUAAGAGGGGUCGGCUGCGAGUGUAUGACGUUGAAUGCUUCAGAUCUGAUCACUAUGGUACGAGAACGAAAAUGCAUAUUGUGCCACAUUGUGUACAGCUCAAAAAAGGAGAUGGACAAACACAUGCGGAGCAUGUUGCAUCACAGGGAACUUGAGAACCUGAAGGGCAGGGACAGUAGUCAUGAGUGCCGAGUAUGCGGGGUCACAGAAGUGGGGCUUUCUGCAUAUGCAAAGCACAUUUCUGGCCAGUUGCACAAAGAUAAUGUUGAUGCCCAGGAAAGAGAAGAUGAUGGAAAGGGAGAAGAAGAGGAAGAAGAUUAUUUUGACAAGGAACUUGUUCAGUUAAUAAAACAAAGGAAAGAACAAAGUCGACAAGAUGAACCUUCCAUUAGCAGCCAAGAAAUAAACUCUGAUGACAGGCGACCCCAGUGGAGACGAGAAGACCGACUCCCUUACCAAGACAGAGAGAGCUACAGCCAGCCAGCAUGGCAUCACCGUGGACCUCCUCAGCGGGACUGGAAAUGGGAGAAAGAUGGCUUUAACAAUCCUAGGAAAAACAGCUUUCCACAUUCUUUGAGGAAUAGUGGUGGACCAAGGAGAUGUUCUGGGUGGCGCAAGGGUGUUGCAGGAGGCUCCACAGCCUGGUUUCACAACCAUAGCAAUUCUGGAGGUGGUUGGCAUUCAAAUAGUGGAACGGUAGAUUGGAAUCACAAUGGUACAGGAAGGAAUUCUAGUUGGCAUUCUGAAGGAACAGGUGGCUUUUCCAGUUGGCAUGUGAACAACAGCAACGGAAACUGGAAAUCCAGUGUACGUAGUACAAAUAGUUGGAAUUACAGUGGCCCCGGAGACAAAUUUCAACCAGGCAGAAACAGAAAUUCUAACUGUCAAAUGGAAGACACAACUAUGCUGUGGAACAAGAAAUCUAAAUCAAACAAAUACAAUCAAGAGAGAUAUAAUUGGCAGCGGAAAGAAAAUGACAAAAUCAGUCCGGUUGCCACAUAUAGAGGUCCUUCUGAAGGAUUUUCAAGUGAUAAGUUUCCUUCAGAAGGCCUACUUAACUUCAGUUUUGAGCAGCUGGAAAGUCAAACCACUAAACAAACAGACACCAUAGCUUCCAAAAUUGGUGGGAAGAAUGGCAGUGUAGCAAAGGAGAGGUUCCGUCGCUGGACUCCUUACCCUUCCCAGAAGACUCUAGAUUUACCAUCUGGAAUGAAGGAAGUCACUGGUAACAAGUUAGAAAUGAAGGAUAAGCCUUUCUUUGAUUUUAGCUUGACAACCACAGGAACACAAGAGCCCCAAAUGGAUGAAAUAAAUAAUUCCCCAACACUGAGAACACAAAAAGAAACAAAUAGUGGAUCUCUUAAUCACAAAACCACUUCUGACUGCACUGCUUCCCAUGAGGUGGUGAGAGAUUGCCCCAAUUCAGAAAUGGAGCAAGAGCAUACCUUAAAUAAGAUGCCAUCAUUAAAGUCUGCACUCCUCCCAAUUCCAGUCACUAAAUCAAUUCCUCAAAAGCCAGAUUCAAAGAAUCCCUCCAAAAACAACAAAACGAAUUCUUUUUUUCCUGGGGAACACUCAAAUCCCUUGCCCAAACCCACUGUGGGAGGCAGUCGUGGUUCCUACAUCUCCAAAUUACGAAGUUCAUGUCCUCAUGUUUUAAAAGGCAAUAAAAGUACAUUUGGCACUCAGAAGGAACCUGAUGAAAAUUUAAGUGAUAUAUUACAAAGAGCCAAAGAAGUGCUGCCAUGUCAUGAGUCACUGCAAAAUCCACUUCUUAGCAUUUCUCAAAGGACCAGAAACUAUACAAAAGCAAGUAGGAAUGUAGAAGAGUCUGAAAAAGGAUCUUUGAAGAUUGAGUUUCAGGUACAUACAUUAGAAGAUGAAAGUGAUGGAGAAAUGUCUGACACAGAAAAGCAUGAAACAAAAAUUGGAAACCUAGGUUCUGCAAUUAAAGAAAUUUUAUCCUGCAGCACUCAUACCACUGAUGAGAAAGAGGGGGAUGACCAAAACCUGAAAACAUCUAGAAAAGUAUCUAGUUCCCCGUGUAAUUCAGCAGUUCAUCCGAAAGAAUCUGAGUUACAAAUGGCAUCUGCAGCCAGUCCACCUGCUGGUUUAUUGCUAGAUUUUAAAACCUCUCUAGAAGAUGCACAGGCUGAUGACCCUGUUAAAGCUCACAUAUCUUAUGAAACAGAAGGCUUUGAAAGUACAGGCUUGGAUGCAGAGCUUCAAAAAAGUGAUAUAGGUCAGUCCUCAGCCACUCUCCUGCCUGAGCUAAGUAAGCUUGGCUUUCCUGCCUCACUCCAGAGAGAUCUAACCCGGCACAUUAGUUUGAAGAGCAAAACUGGAGCACACCUUCCUGAGCCAAACCUCAAUAGUGCUCGCCGCAUUCGCAAUAUCAGUGGUCAUCGAAAGAGUGAGACAGAGAAGGAAUCUGGGCUCAAGCCAACCCUUCGACAGAUCCUAAAUGCAUCUCGGAGAAAUGUCAACUGGGAACAGGUUAUCCAGCAAGUAACCAAGAAAAAGCAAGAGCUAGGCAAAGGCUUACCCAGGUUUGGCAUAGAAAUGGUGCCUCUAGUUCAAAAUGAGCAAGAGGUGUUGGAUUUGGAUGGGGAGCCUGAUCUCCCCGAUCUAGAAGGAUUCCAGUGGGAAGGUGUUUCCAUUUCUUCAUCCCCUGGGUUGGCGAGGAAGCGAAGCCUUUCUGAGAGCAGCGUGAUCAUGGAUAGGGCUCCUUCUGUGUAUAACUUCUUCACUGAGGAAGGUACAGCCAAAGAAAAUGAGCCCCGGCAGCUAUUUUCACCUGGUAACUCAUUGAGGAGUGCACAGAGUCAGAAAAUAACCAUGGCCCUGAAGCAGGAAGGGACUUCUCUUGCUUCCUCCCUGAGAGCAGGUGAAAGGGCUGAAAAUGUUGCUACUCAAAGAAGACAUAGUAUGCAGUUGCCCUCUGACCAUGCAGUAUCUUUGAUGCAUUUGGCAGAAGACCUGAACAGCCAGGAGAGCUCUACACCAUCAUCAGAGAAUCAGAAUGCCCAGGAGAGUAAUGGAGAAGGAAACUCAUCAUCAAAUGCAUCCUCAGCCCUUGCAGUCUCCAGUUUGGCAGAUGCAGCCACAGAUAGUAGCUGUACCUCUGGUGCUGAACAAAAUGAUAGCCAGAAUAUUAGAAAGAAACGAAGAGCCACUGGAGAUGGAUCUUCUCCUGAACUCCCAAGUCUUGAGAGAAAAAAUAAAAGAAGGAAAAUUAAAGGAAAGAAAGAACGUUCUCAGGUUGACCAGCUGCUGAAUAUUUCUUUAAGGGAAGAAGAACUAAGCAAAUCAUUGCAGUGCAUGGAUAAUAACCUUCUGCAAGCCCGUGCAACACUUCAGACAGCGUAUGUUGAAGUUCAGAGGCUACUUAUGCUCAAACAGCAGAUAACUGUGGAGAUGAGUGCACUGAGGACCCAUAGAAUACAGAUUCUACAGGGAUUACAAGAAACAUACGAACCUUCUGAGUGCCCAGACCAGAUUCCCUGUAGCCUUACACGAGAACAAAGGAACAGUAGAUCUCAAACAUCUGCUGAUGCCACGCUGAUGCCUACUUCUUUUCUCUCAGUCUUUCCGGAGCCUCCAUCUUCCCAUGUGUCUCCAGCACCCACUGGAGUCUCUCUCCAAGUAACCCCAUCUCCUCCUUUCCAAGCCCAUGGCAGUGUUCCUGCUCCAGACUCAUCAGUUCAGAUUAAACAGGAACCCAUGUCUCCCGAACAAGAUGAGAAUGUGAAUGCUGUGUCACAAGGCUCUGUUUGUAAUGUGUCCAAGGAAUUACUGCAAGCUAAUAGAGAGAUCACUGACAGCUGUCCAGUUUAUCCAGUCACCACUGCAACAUUGUCCCUCUCAGAGCUAACAGAAAGUUUCCACGAGCCUAGCCAAGAACUGAAGUUCUCCACAGAGCAGGGAAAUACCAGAAACAGAGGAAACGUUCCCUCUCCCCAAUCAAAUGGUCUUCCUCGCAUGAAUAAAGAAGGUGAAGAGCCAGUCAAAGGCAACAGUGGGUCUGAAGCCUGUACCAGUUCUUUUCCAAGAUUGUCCUUUGCUUCAGAAUUCCCCUUCAAGAAGGAGCCUCACUCUCCAGCCGACCAGCCUGAACAGCAGGCAGAGUCCACUCUAACAGCUGAAACAAGGGGAAACAAGAAAAAGAAGAAACUCCGGAAGAAGAAAACUCUACGGGCUGCCCACAUUCCUGAGAACAGUGACACUGAGCAGGAUGUAUUUACUGCUAAACCUGUAAGGAAAGUAAAAACGGGAAAGUCAGCUAAAGGGGCGAAAGUAACAACCUCCACCUGGGAAGAUAGCAGAACUGGCCCAGAGCAAGAGAGUGUCAGAGAUGAGCCAGAUAGUGACUCAUCCCUGGAAGUUCUAGAAAUCCCUAAUCCUCAGUCGGAAGUAGUAGCCAUUGAGUCUUCUGAAUCUGGAGAAGAGAAACCAGACAGCCCACCUAAAAAGGAUAUUUGGAACUCCGCAGAACAAAACUCAGUAGAAACUUCUCGUUCUGGCUGUGAUGAAGUCAGUUCUACCAGUGAGAUUGGCAUGCGCUAUAAAGAUGGUAUCCCUGUAAGUGUGGCAGAGACUCAGACUGUCAUCUCCUCUAUAAAAGGAUCAAAGAACUCUUCAGAAAUAUCUUCAGAGCCAGGAGAUGAUGAUGAACCCACAGAAGGGAGCUUUGAGGGGCACCAAGCUGCAGUGAAUGCAAUUCAAAUAUUUGGAAACUUACUGUAUACCUGUUCAGCAGAUAAAACUGUCCGAGUUUAUAAUCUGGUGAAUCGGAAGUGCAUUGGUGUUUUUGAGGGCCACACCUCCAAAGUGAACUGCCUCCUGGUUAUUCAGACCUCUGGGAAGAAUGCUGCCCUUUUCACUGGUUCCAGUGAUCACACCAUUCGCUGCUAUACUGUUAAGACGCGGGAGUGCAUGGAGCAGUUGCAGCUGCAAGACCGGGUUCUUUGCCUCCACAGUAGGUGGCGAAUCCUUUAUGCAGGACUGGCAAAUGGCACUGUGGUUACCUUCAACAUAAAGAACAAUAAACAGCUUGACAUCUUCGAAUGCCACGGUCCUCGGGCUGUCAGCUGUCUUGCCACAGCUCAGGAAGGUGCCAGAAAACUGCUCGUGGUGGGGUCUUAUGACUGUACCAUCAGUGUACGGGAUGCACGGAAUGGACUCCUCCUCAGAACACUGGAGGGCCACAGCAAAACCAUUCUUUGCAUGAAGGUGGUGAACGACCUUGUGUUCAGUGGCUCCAGCGAUCAGUCAGUCCAUGCCCACAACAUUCAUACUGGAGAGCUUGUGCGGAUCUAUAAAGGUCACAAUCAUGCAGUGACUGUGGUGAAUAUCCUAGGAAAAGUGAUGGUCACUGCUUGUCUGGAUAAAUUUGUUCGUGUCUAUGAAUUGCAGUCCCAUGAUCGAUUGCAAGUUUAUGGAGGACACAAAGACAUGAUAAUGUGUAUGACCAUCCAUAAAAGCAUGAUUUACACUGGCUGUUAUGAUGGCAGUAUUCAGGCUGUGAGGCUCAAUCUGAUGCAGAAUUACCGCUGUUGGUGGCAUGGCUGCUCUCUGAUAUUUGGCGUAGUAGAUCAUUUAAAACAGCAUUUGCUGACUGACCAUACAAAUCCAAACUUUCAAACCCUGAAAUGUCGCUGGAAGAACUGUGAUGCUUUUUUCACUGCUAGGAAAGGAUCCAAACAGGAUGCUGCAGGACACAUUGAACGACACGCUGAGGAAGACAGCAAAAUUGAUUCAUGAAGUUUUUUGCCUCCCAUGUUGGGAAGUCAUUAGUUGAACUAAUUUCACAUCAGCCCCUCACACCGGCCACACUUUUACCUGCCUCAGUGAAGCAGGGAAGGAGAAAGUGGUUACUAGCCAGGCUUACCACUAGCAUAAGUCUGGGCAUCUCUAUGGGAUGAUAGGUUACAAUCUAAGUUCUUGCUGGAGGUUUAAACAGAUUUAAAGGAACCAUCCUCCUCUGGGACAGCAUGGCAUGUAGUAAUCUAUGCUCCUAGUGUUCUCCAGAUCUCCAGAUGUUUAUUAAAUAUGAAGAUCUUAAUUGGUUACCCAGUGUGUCACUAAUCAUACAUAUAUUUUGCUGAUUUCAGUUUGUGAUUUUUAGUUUAUGUUCUUAUGAUGGUGUAAGCCUAGAGUCAGGCUUUAGAGUACAUGUUCAAAUGCUAUAUUUUUAGACUCAGUUUUAAUUUCAGCAAAUAGUUUUCUUUCUGAACAACUAAGUGUAGUAUGUUUCAAUAUUCUCUUGCUUUGUAGGUGGAUAGAGCUGGCUUUAAAUGCUGAAGGAACACACAGUAGGUUUUUAACAGCUAGCAUGACUGCUCUAUUGAUUAUAUUUUAAGAACUCAGACAGCAAAUCACAUAAUGACAACUCUUCAUAGAUAGCACUUCCUGUUGGACCUCUUUGCAAGUUUUGGUGGAGUGCCCAGUUUAAGGCAGUUCACAGCUCUAACAUCUGCCUUGAAACUAAGACCUCGGCACUCACUGCUGCAGGCAUUGUCAGGUGUUUGAACUGGAGGCACAUCUUUAUCUCACUUUCCAGUUUCUGACUCUCCAAUCCUCCAGUGGGUUUGCAAUCUUUUUGUUUACUGCAUUGCCAACACCUAUCUUUCCCACUCUCUAGGUGUGCCUAGACUAAUAAUGGCAGCCAUCAAAUACUUCCUCUGGGCUCACAGGGUGCUUCCCACUCACCUGCAGUACCCAAGAUAGGGGAAUUAGGAUAAAGCAUCUGAAGACAGUUUUUAGGGCCUCAAACAGGCUUCUUAGAGACUGAAACCUUCUGAAACCUUACCUGACCUUUACCUCCCUACUAACUGGGAAAUAAGAGUGGAGUAUGGUGAAGGUAAAGACUCUACUUGUCCACUGAGGGCCACCAAAUUAACAAAGCCUAGUGAGACUGCUUUGUGUUUGGAUUGAUUUUCUCUGGACUCUUAAGAAAAUCUCUUGAAGUGUUGCCUUCUACCCUUUUUCUGGAUUCUAAAAAGUGAAAGAUUCUUCAGAGAGAGAGAGAAGGGAGAAGAGCCUAGUGCCACAUAUCAAGCUCCAGGAUGUGGCACCUCCUGUUUUCUAGGAUUGCGGAGCACCGGUUUAUUUCUACCCCCGUUAGUGUACAUGUCUCCUUCAGGCUCUAGACAGGGAGACUUCCCUGAGGGUACAUGGAUGGGUUUCAAGAGAGUAUGAAAAGCUCCCUGAAAUUGUAUGCAAGGCUAAGUAUUUAUUCUUUUCUCCAAUAAAGGCUCCAGUGGUUCAUACUGGAUCCAGAAAGCAGUUAAGAGCUAAUCUAGGAGCUACUACUAGGUAAUUCAUGGCCCUACAAGCUAUUUACUUCUGUCCUUAGGAAUGGGAACCUCCUUUGUUGACCACACUGUUGAGAUUUGUAUGUUACUUGAGAGAGAACAGAGAGGACCUCAUUGCAUAAAGUGUAUUUGUGCUAUUUCUGUAUGAGAUUAAGAACCUUUCCCACUUCUCACCCCCAUUUCCUGUAAGUGUGAUCAGAAAAGCCACACUGUUCAUUGGGCUUUCCCAGGAAAGUGUAUUUGGAUUUACUGUUAAACCUGGCAUUUUAUUCUGGGCUUUAGUGAAGCCACAUUUCCACGUUGACUGGGCAGUGUGCUAAGAAAGUCUUGUAUGCUCUGUUGCAUAGUUGUCCUGUCCUAGUACAGGUCUGAAAAGAUGAGAGUGGUGGAGUCUUUGUACAGCAGGAAGGGGGUAUGUGAGGUGUUGGGCAAUCAUGGGGAACAUUUGAAGGUAUGAACAGACUGAUAGAAUCAGCAAGAACUGAUUUGGGUUAUUACACUUUGUUAAAAUUGUACACAGUCUAUCUGCCUCUUUGUGUGCAGGUGUGAAUGUUCCUUAUACGGCUGUGUGUGUGUGUGCGUGAGCACCUAUACUUGUAAUACUUCUCGUUUCACAAAAAUUUCUUUGAAGCAAUGGCAAUAAUGUCUUUGUUUCGAGAAUGUGUAAAAUUUGUUUAACCCCAGGUUAGUGUUUUAACGUAAAUGCACACUGUUCUUGCCCUCUGUUUAGAAAUAAAGGUACCAUAAGCAUCUUGUUUGCUUAUGGUUGUGUGUUCAUACUCUUAAGAGUCUUGAAAGUUAAGUAGAACUUUAGUUGUUUUUUAGUCUUCUACAAUGUCUUGACUGGUUCUAGCCCUCUGUCUCCCCUCAGAGAAGAGCUGUGGCUCAGGGAUUUGCAUUGACUGUGGUAUUUAGUACUUAAUGAAGGAAGGAAAUGUUACACAACCUGACAAAACCCAACUCGUUUAUUAUAGUGAGUGGGAGGCCAUUUUUAGAAUAUUAUUUUUAAUUGCCUGUGCCUAUUUCUGAUGGUUAGAAACCAGGAAAACUAUAUUAUAGAUCCUUUUGUGUCCAUAUGCUAGUAUUCUAAUGACAGUUGAUCCUGACAAAAUAUCAGUCACUUCAAAAUUUUUAAUGAGGUUCAGAAUGUAUUUUGGUGUACUCUUCUAUUCAGUUUUAAAGCAAUUAAACACAAUGCAAACAAAACUCUUGGAGCAAAGAAUUAUGUUGCCCUGAUGCUACUUGAAUUUUGAGAGAAUGUCAUUGCUACUACACUUCUGCUUUUGUGGGGAAAAGUUUUUUCAGCCUCAGAGGAGUUAGCAGUUGAGUGCUUAGCUCCUGACAUACCUCUAAUUUUUAGGCAAUAUUAUUGCUGUUUAAGUGAUAAUUUGCCUAACAAAGGGUUUUUUUGGUUUUGUUUUGGGGUAGAUUAGGCAGUAGACAACUUUAGUGGAUAGGUAUGUAGAUGAUUUGGUGGGAAUAGGUAUCUGACACUUAGUGGAAGAGAAUUCAUUGGAGGGGAGAUCAAAGUUUAUUGUGAAGUGGGAUUUGAACAGCAUGUACCCUCUGGUUUGCUCAAAUAACUAGAAUUCAUAUAUGCCAACUUAGAAAGUUUGUUCCUUUUAUCUAAAGGAGAGCUCCAAGAACUAUUUUGAAGUCCAUGCCUGCCACACUGAUAAAAUAGUUAUUUCAUCCCUGCCCCAUAUCGUCGUGAUCCUCAGAAUUUCAGAGAAGCCAUGUAAAGGAAAGGAAUGGAAGCUGUGGUGGAGGUGAUUUAGGCUGUACUGAGUUCCUUAUGUAAGUGGAUUUGAAAUCCUGAUGUGCACCAGACCUAGUACUUACUAGACAAUAACCUCUAACCUCACCUCCAACCCCCAACUAUGUGACUCCACUGGGUCAAAUAGCAACUGAAGUUUCCAAGAUUUGCUAAUUAGCAGCCCAGUUGAAUUGGGAGAGGAGAGAGUCAAAUAAGAUCUUUCUCCUGCUUUAGAGAAGUAAAUGCCCUAGAGCUGUUCCAGCACCCUCAGUAUCUGAAUUUUUUAAAUAUUGAAGUAAGGAGUAGAAGAAAGAAAUCAGAUGACAUUUGACUGCAAAAGUGUUCAUAAGCAAAAUAGCUUAGCCUUCUUACAUUUUGGUAUAAAGCUGUGAACUUCAUGACUUUGUAAAGCAAGAUAUAAAGCAAAUACAAGAAGAAAAUAAAGUACUUUUACUAAUUGUU